GAAGAUCUGUGUGCACUGUAAGUGUGUGCGUGAGGAGCAUGCAGUGCGGGCGGUGCCGGGCCAGCUGGAGAGGAUGAUGGUGAAGCUGGUAUCAGACUUCCAGAGACACUCCAUCUCCGACGACGACUCAGGCUGCGCCUCUGAGGAGUACGCCUGGGUCCCGCCUGGACUCAAGCCUGAACAGGUCAGAACCAGCUUUUAAUAUACUUUGUAUGGCUCAUUUACUCAGGUGUUUCCUUUAUUUUGGCAGUUACCUGUAUGUUUAAACUUCAACACACAAUCUUAUUUGCAUACACACAGGGUAAAAAAAAAACUGCCUUGCAGCCCCGCCCAAAGAAGUGUGUGUCUGAUCAUGCUUGUUUUAAUGCAGGUGUAUCAGUAUUUCAGCUGUAUCCCGGAGGACAGAGUGCCCUAUGCUAACAGCCCAGGAGAGAGGUACCGCAUAAAACAGCUCCUCCACCAGCUACCAGCUCACGACAGUGAGGUAACAGUCGCUAAUACUGUAACUGUGUGGGGUUUUGGUUGUCCUAAAGCCCCUGGGCUGUAAUAUGAUUGUUUUCUGUGACGCUUGUCUGACUCAGCAUUAUAACUAUUCUCUAAUACUAUACUGCACGUCUGGGUGAGAUGUUGGUUUCCCUAGCCUCUUGGCUGUAAUGUAGUUGUUUUGUGUUGUUCCUCACUAGUCUGUUCUGCUUGAGUUGACAUUAUAACUUCUGUAUGUGUUUUGUGUUUCCAGCCUCAAUACUGUAACCAUCUGGAUGAGGAGGAGAAGAAGGAGCUGCGUAUGUUCAGUCAGCAGAGGAAAAGGGAGAACCUGGGCAGAGGCAUGGUCAGAAUGUUCCCUGUCACCAUGACCGGAGCCAUCUGCCAACAGGUAGAUACUGCUAAGGGAGGAGGGUGGGAGAUCAGGGAGGAGACUAGGGUGGGAUGGAGACUGUGAGAGUGAGGGACCAGGGAGAUGGAGACAGGAGGAAUUAGGGAAUUCUCCAGUUUUUGGUGUAUGUAUUAGACCUGGGUUCAAAUAUCUCAAUUACUUUCACAUACAUUCGAAGUAAGUAUUCAGAUACAUUUUAUUUGAAAAGACAAGUAGUUUAAUAUUUUUAUGUAUUUGGAAAUACACUUGGAAAAUAUUUGAAAAUAUUCAAAUACACUGACUCAAAUACACUCCCAUGCAUUUAAUUUGAAAUAAGUAUUUUAAAAUACUCUCAAAUUUUAAAAUACUCUCAAAUACAAUUUGUUAGACUAUUUGGUUUUUACAGAUAACCAUUCAAAUACACAAAAGUACUUAUUUUGGGCUCUUUUGAAAAGACUCAAAUACACAGAAAAAAAGCAUUUUAAAUACCAUAUACUGAAAUACACAUCAAGCCAAGCACAUAGCUUGGUGAGAGUGUGGUUGUCCUAUGGUUAUUUUGCAUACAACCUUCCCACAACAUUCUGGGAAUGGUGCAGGAUAGUUAGUCUUGCUAACACCAACCUCUGCGUCCUUGACUUGAGUCUGGAACGGCUGCUUUGAUGUGUCUGCACAAAGCAACUACAGUGGGGGAAAAAAGUAUUUAGUCAGCCACCAAUUGUGCAAGUUCUUCCACUUAAAAAGAUGAGAGAGGCCUGUAAUUUUCAUCAUAGGUACACGUCAACUAUGACAGACAAAUUGAGGAAAAAAAAUCCAGAAAAUCACAUUGUAGGAUUUUUAAUGAAUUUAUUUGCAAAUUAUGGUGGAAAAUAAGUAUUUGGUCACCUACAAACAAGCAAGAUUUCUGGCUCUCACAGACCUGUAACUUCUUCUUUAAGAGGCUCCUCUGUCCUCCACUCGUUACCUGUAUUAAUGGCACCUGUUUGAACUUGUUAUCAGUAUAAAAGACACCUGUCCACAACCUCAAACAGUCACACUCCAAACUCCACUAUGGCCAAGACCAAAGAGCUGUCAAAGGACACCAGAAACAAAAUUGUAGACCUGCACCAGGCUGGGAAGACUGAAUCUGCAAUAGGUAAGCAGCUUGGUUUGAAGAAAUCAACUGUGGGAGCAAUUAUUAGGAAAUGGAAGACAUACAAGACCACUGAUAAUCUCCCUCGAUCUGGGGCUCCACGCAAGAUCUCACCCCGUGGGGUCAAAAUUAUCACAAGAACGGUGAGCAAAAAUCCCAGAACCACACGGGGGGACCUUGUGAAUGACCUGCAGAGAGCUGGGACCAAAGUAACAAAGCCUACCAUCAGUAACACACUACGCCGCUAGGGACUCAAAUCCUGCAGUGCGAGACGUGUCCCCCUGCUUAAGCCAGUACAUGUCCAGGCCCGUCUGAAGUUUGCUAGAGUGCAUUUGGAUGAUCCAGAAGAGGAUUGGGAGAAUGUCAUAUGGUCAGAUGAAACCAAAAUAUAACUUUUUGGUAAAAACUCAACUCGUCGUGUUUGGAGGACAAAGAAUGCUGAGUUGCAUCCAAAGAACACCAUACCUACUGUGAAGCAUGGGGGUGGAAACAUCAUGCUUUGGGGCUGUUUUUCUGCAAAUGGACCAGGACGACUGAUCCGUGUAAAGGAAAGAAUGAAUGGGGCCAUGUAUCGUGAGAUUUUGAGUGAAAACCUCCUUCCAUCAGCAAGGGCAUUGAAGAUGAAACGUGGCUGGGUCUUUCAGCAUGACAAUGAUCCCAAACACACCGCCCGGGCAACGAAGGAGUGGCUUUGUAAGAAGCAUUUCAAGGUCCUGGAGUGGCCUAGCCAGUCUCCAGAUCUCAACCCCAUAGAAAAUCUUUGGAGGGAGUUGAAAGUCCGUGUUGCCCAGCGACAGCCCCAAAACAUCACUGCUCUAGAGGAGAUCUGCAUGGAGGAAUGGGCCAAAAUACCAGCAACAGUGUGUGUGAACCUUGUGAAGACUUACAGAAAACGUUUGACCUGUGUCAUUGCCAACAAAGGGUAUAUAACAAAGUAUUGAGAAACUUUUGUUAUUGACCAAAUACUUAUUUUCCACCAUAAUUUUCAAAUAAAUUCAUUAAAAAUCCUACAAUGUGAUUUUCUGGAUUUUUUUUCUAAUUUUGUCUGUCAUAGUUGACGUGGACCUAUGAUGAAAAUUACAGGCCUCUCAUCUUUUUAAGUGGGAGAACUUGCACAAUUGGUGGCUGACUAAAUACUUUUUUCCCCCACUGUAUAAUGAAGGGGUUGUGCCCUUUCAAGACGGCAGGCACCAUACGCUGGUUGGAUAUCCCCUUUCUGAAUUGAAUGAAUCACGAUGUACUGUUUUACGUAGGACCGCCCCAGCCCUUCCGUUUGUAGCCAGCCCUUCCGUAAUAAACAAACAAACACACACACAGUAGCUAGCUAGCACAAACCUUUGGACUUCAGACAUCGUUUGCCGCUAACAUCAGGAAUAGUGCGCAUAAAUCAUCACACAAAUUUCCCAAACGUUAUAACAAACCUUCUACACUAAAACGAGUGACAUAUUAGACAACUGUAACCUGUUAAACGUUACGAUCGUGUGGCUAGCAAGUUGCAACUGUUAGCUUGCAUUGUUCAGCCCAUAGAAAGUCAGCCAGCUAAUAACUUUAGCUUGCUAUCAACUCGAAAUCAUCUAGCUAAUCAAAUGUAUGUUUCAUUUAUAAAUUAACUAGUUAGUUAAUUAUAGGUUGAACAUUUCCUUACCCCACUGAAGUUAUUAAUUUUCCUUCUUGGAUGUCCUCUAUUUACAUAGUAGGGCAAUGAUGUGAAUCAACCAUGCGUGCUAGCAUUACUUUAACAGAACGUUCCCUAAAAGUUCAAACAUGGUUACAUUUAAUUUAAAUUUGGGAAUGUUCUAGGAACGUUCCUCAACUGGUUUUACAUUGGGAAUGGUCUCAAGUAGUUCAGAGACUUAAAGAAACAACAUUCUUCUGUGGGAAUUUCAGUACUUCUGCAUAAUGUUUCCUACAGGUUUCCUUAUGGUUCUAUUUAAAGUCAUGUUCUCAAAUUGUUCCAAGAACAUUAAGAAAACUUUCCAUAAAAACCACAAGAAAAUGUUUGUAACGUUCAGAGAACGUUAUAAGAAUGUUAUUUAAAAACAUGUACAUUACGUUCUCAGCAUCAACAAAACGCUCUCUAUCCUCUAUCUUGUUUAGUGUGUUCAGGUAUGUUGGUCUCGCCCACUAUUUGGCCACACCUGAUCUUAAUGAGUGCUUGUUUCCUUUGAAAUGGGGUAUGUUUGAAUAGACUAGAAACAUGUCAGGCUUUCUCCAUCCUGGUGGCGCAGUGAAUUAAUGUCAUGGAUAGAGAACAGAGGAUUAUACAUUUGAAUCUCACUGAUGGUGUCACAAUAAAAAAAAAUACAUGUGUUUCCAUGAUUGAUGCCUAAGGAAAUGAAUUUCCAUGUGUCCUAUCUGUGCUUGGAGUUCAAAAAAGUGAACCCAAAAUAAUCUAGCAGUGUAGAAACAUUCAGUAAAAGUUACGUUUUUCAAAAACCUACAAAUAACCUAUAAUUUUAGUUCUCUGGGCGUUAAUAAAACCUCCCAGGAAAACUGUCAAGGAACCACAGUAAAACGUUCUCAGAACCUCCCUGCAACCUAAAAAUAAACGUUCCCAGAACAGGCAAAAUGUUUAGUUCCGUUCUCAGAGCGUUUAAAAAACGUUCAGUUUUACCGGUCAGGAAACGUGUGGCUUCAUUCCCAGAACCAAUGGAAAACCAAAAAUGUAUGUUUCCACAACUUCCAAGGAACCAAAUGUGCUAGCUAGGAUGUAUUUGAACUGAGGUCUGGUAUGUAUACACUGUGUUCUCACAUGCUCAUUUACAUUUUGUUUACCUGUUGUUUUGUCUCUCUGUCUCUCUCUCUGUGUUUCAGUGUGGCAGACAGAUCUGUGGUGGGGACAUAGCUGUGUUUGCCAGCCGGGCGGGUCACGGGAGCUGCUGGCACCCUCAAUGUUUCCAGUGUGCCUCCUGUACUGAGCUGCUGGUGGACCUCAUCUACUUCUACCAGGAUGGACAGAUCUACUGUGGCAGGCACCACGCUGAGAGGAUCAAACCGCGCUGCCAAGCCUGUGAUGAGGUGAUUGACUCUGCCCUGUCAUGUCCGCUCAACAAAUAUAUGCUUACUGUGUAUCCAGUCCACUGUCUGCUCAUACACUCUGUAGGCCCUGUCCUGUCAACAAAUCUCUCCAUACUAGGUGUGCUGUCUGCUCAUAUACAGUGGGGGGGAAAAGUAUUUAGUCAGCCACCAAUUGUGCAAGUUCUCCCACUUAAAAAGAUGAGAGAGGCCUGUAAUUUUAAUCAUAGGUACACGUCAACUAUGACAGACAAAUUGAGAGAGAAAAAAUCCAGAAAAUCACAUUGUAGGAUUUUUAAUGAAUUUAUUUGCAAAUUAUGGUGGAAAAUAAGUAUUUGGUCACCUACAAACAAGCAAGAUUUCUGGCUCUCACAGACCUGUAACUUCUUCUUUAAGAGGCUCCUCUGUCCUCCACUCGUUACCUGUAUUAAUGGCACCUGUUUGAACUUGUUAUCAGUAUAAAAGACACCUGUCCACAACCUCAAACAGUCACACUCCAAACUCCACUAUGGCCAUGACCAAAGAGCUGUCAAAGGACACCAGAAACAAAAUUGUAGACCUGCACCAGGCUGGGAAGACUGAAUCUGCAAUAGGUAAGCAGCUUGGUUUGAAGAAAUCAACUGUGGGAGCAAUUAUUAGGAAAUGGAAGACAUACAAGACCACUGAUAAUCUCCCUCGAUCUGGGGCUCCACGCAAGAUCUCACCCCGUGGGGUCAAAAUUAUCACAAGAACGGUGAGCAAAAAUCCCAGAACCACACGGGAGGACCUAGUGAAUGACCUGCAGAGAGCUGGGACCAAAGUAACAAAGCCUACCAUCAGUAACACACUACGCCGCCAGGGACUCAAAUCCUGCAGUGCCAGACGUGUCCCCCUGCUUAAGCCAGUACAUGUCCAGGCCCGUCUGAAGUUUGCUAGAGUGCAUUUGGAUGAUCCAGAAGAGGAUUGGGAGAAUGUCAUAUGGUCAGAUGAAACCAAAAUAGAACUUUUUGGUAAAAACUCAACUCGUCGUGUUUGGAGGACAAAGAAUGCUGAGUUGCAUCCUAAGAACACCAUACCUACUGUGAAGCAUGGGGGUGGAAACAUCAUGCUUUGGGGCUGUUUUCUGCAAAGGGACCAGGACGACUGAUCCGUGUAAAGAAAAGAAUGAAUGGGGCCAUGUAUCGUGAGAUUUUGAGUGAAAACCACCUUCCAUCAGCAAGGCCAUUGAAGAUGAAACGUGGCUGGGUCUUUCAGCAUGACAGUGAUCCCAAACACACCGCCCGGGCAACGAAGGAGUGGCUUCGUAAGAAGCAUUUCAAGGUCCUGGAGUGGCUUAGCCAGUCUCCAGAUCUCAACCCCAUAGAAAAUCUUUGGAGGGAGUUGAAAGUCUGUGUUGCCCAGCGACAGCCCCAAAACAUCACUGCUCUAGAGGAGAUCUGCAUGGAGGAAUGGGCCAAAAUACCAGCAACAGUGUGUGAAAACCUUGUGAAGACUUACAGAAAACGUUUGACCUGUGUCAUUGCCAACAAAGGGUAUACAACAAAGUAUUGAGAAACUUUUGUUAUUGACCAAAUACUUAUUUUCCACCAUAAUUUGCAAAUAAAUUCAUUAAAAAUCCUACAAUGUGAUUUUCUUGAUUUUUUUUAUUCUCAUUUUGUCUGUCAUAGUUGACGUGUACCUAUGAUGAAAAUUACAGGCCUCUCUCAUCUUUUUAAGUGGUAGAACUUGCACAAUUGGUGGCUGACUAAAUACUUUUUUCCCCCACUGUACUGUGCUGCCCUGUGCUGUCCACAAAGCUCUCCAAACUGUGUAUCCACUCUCUGCUUAUACACUCUCUGCCCUGUCUACAAAUCUCCAUUUCAAAUCGCCACUCUCCAGUUCUAAUACUGACUCUUAUGAGGAGAUUUGUAUCUUUGGCAGACUCGUACUCAGGGCUGGAAGAGUGUGUCUUUAUUUGAUUUACAUGCCUGUAGACCCUAGAGGAACAUCUAGUCCCUCAAUGAGCCAGCCAUAUGUUGUUGUUCCACAAGCACCUUUUAAAUCUCUCUUCCUCACACACACACACACACACACACUGACUCUUGUUUAGACCCUCUGUAUUUGUGACUUAAGAGAUUAGUUGAAGUAGACUAAUAGGUCUGUCAUGAUUGACCUUCACAAGUCCUUAGAGGAUAUAACCCUGUCACACUGUAAAGACAGUCUUUCAGAGAAACAGAGAUUUCAUUCCACAUAAACCAGAAAUUUGAUUUGCUGAGCCUCUUACCCUUUUUUCCACCCACUCUCUCGCUCUAUCUCUCUCUCUCUCUCUCCCUCUGUCUCUCUCCUCCUCUCUUUCUGAAAUGCAGAUAAUUCUAGCGGAUGAGUGUACGGAGGCAGAGGGUCGACACUGGCAUAUGAAGCACUUCUGUUGUUUUGAGUGUGAAGCAGCGUUGGGAGGACAGCGGUACAUCAUGAGGGAGAGCCGGCCAUACUGCUGCUCCUGCUAUGAGUCCCUCUAUGCAGAGUACUGUGACACCUGUGGGGAACACAUAGGUACUGCAACAACACAGGUCCAUGUUUGCACAAAGGGAAACAUAUACACACUUACACAGAGAAAUAUACAACCACUCACACAGAGAGAAGUAUACACACUCAAACAGAGAGAAAUACAUACACACUAACACAUAGGGAAAUCCAUACACACUCACACACAGACAAUUUUCUUAGACCCGCUCUCUUUGUCUUCCAGGUAUAGACCAGGGGCAAAUGACCUAUGAGGGCCAGCACUGGCAUGCUGCCGAGUCGUGUUUCUGCUGUGCCCGCUGUCGGCUCCCCCUGCUGGGGCGGCCCUUCCUCCCGCGUGGGGGCCUCAUCUUUUGCUCCAGGCCCUGCUCCCUGGGAGAGGAUCCAGAUAACUCAGACUCGUGUGACUCAGCCCUCCAGAGCCGGCAUCCGCAGCACAGACGCUGUGAGACAGAUGAGAAAAUCCAGCAGCCGCAGCGCUGCUCCUCACAGCAACCACCAGAUGGAGCCAACAUCCCUGUUGUCCCAGGAGAAGUCUGCAUUCAUGCUGCACUGGAAAAUAGACGUAGGGGCAUACUGUACAUACAUAGAUGUAGAUGGCAUUUACAUGUUAUGUAGGUCAUGCCUGAGCCUUUUUAUUUCCACAGCAUGUAACAGCUAUGUAAUACUCAUACACAUACAAACAUAAGAUAGCCUGCAGGGAAUGGAAUUGAAGAAAGAUUAUUUUACUUAUUUAGCAGGCUCUUUUAUCCAAAUUAACUUUGAUCACAUGAUCAAAACAAUAGAAUUUAGAAAUUGUCAAAGAUUACAUAGCCUUUUCUAUUCAAACAAGGUGUGUUUUAUCUUCAUUUAAUCUGUCUCCCAGGUGUUCACAUCUCUACUAAUGUUCCAAAUGGUAUCCUUCCAUCACUCAUCGGUCAUCCUAACCUCAGAGGGUCCUACUCUCCCCUUCCCCAUUGUCACUUAGCCAAUAACUGGGGACCAUCUUGGCCUGUUGACCAAUCACUCAGCAGUUUGCACCCUGGAGAUUGUGGCAAGCAUCCAGGCAGUAGUCUGGAGUAUUUAGGAGAGCCCAAUGGCUAUGCGGGACACCCCCUCACCAGUUUUAGUAGAGGAACGUCUACUGCAAAGGACUGUGGGAACUGGGUGGAGAGGAGUAGUCAAGUUAUGCAAGGUAUUACACAAGGCAAUAACAUGCAUCAUAAAUUAAAGUGGGACUGUUCAGAAUGAAACAGUUAAAUGUGGUGCUCUGUUAGAUACAAUUGGCCACAAGCAAGAGUUGAGUAGUAUUCUGUAAAUCUGUAACCAAAUCUUCCUCACCUCCUGUUAUUGUGAGGUGAUUGAACAGUAAUUGUAUCCUUUGCUUUUUUUAUUUCUAAAUGGAGGUAUUUUAUUUGUUCCCUCUCCCUCUUCCCAGUGUUUCCUCCCCCGAGGAACUCCUCCUUACCUGCAUCACUAAACCAUCCCAGUCCUGCUGACCCUCUGCCCCUCCCACCCCCUCUACCCACCAAGUCUAGUGAUUUGAUGAACAGGCCAAGUCUGCACCUACCAGAGCCAAGCCCCCCUGACCCUAGCCCCCAAUCAAGUCGCAGCGGAACAGCCAGGGUCAGUUUCCGAGAGCCAAUCAGCUGCAGCUACUCGGUGGAUGAGGAGGAGGAAGAAGAGGAGGAGAAUGAGGAGAGAAGAGAGGGGGAGGAAGAACAGGCGGAGGGGGAGGAAGAGGAUGGAGGUUUUGGGCGCAGGUUACAUAUGCAGAGGGGCAUUCCACCUCAAAUGGACCUACUGGGUAAGAGACAGAGACUACUUUUUUUUAUUUUCCUUCUUCUCUUUUUUCUUUUCAUCACAAUGGCCAACCGUCUCUCAUUUUUUGCGUCUCCUCACAGAUGGUUCAUACCAACAUCGUAGUUUACGGCGGGGGUGGAACCGCGGCCGUGUGGCCUCCGACUCCACUCUCCACCUAGGCACAGAGAGACGUUUCCGUCACUCUCGGCCGGAUAGGCCCCGUCUGGAUGCUCUAGAAUGGAGAGGAGCGAGGGAGAGGGUUUCACUCUCUUCCCCUGGCACCACAGAGCCCCCAUCACUUACCCUCCAGCCAACCCAGUACAAAAAACAUGAGGACUCCUGCUCAACCUGCUCCUCUUCCUCAGACUCAGAGGAAGAGGGUUAUUUCCUGGGGCAGCUCAUCCCCCUGCCCCCCCAGCUAACCCACAGGCCCCAGUCCGUGGACAGAGAGAGGGAAGGAGAGAAGGACAGGGGGUUGAGAAACAGCCUGAGAAGGAAGAGAAGGGCCAAUAGCCUUGGUGCAAAGGACAAAGACAACAACUGUGCCAUCUCC
Messenger RNA from Coregonus sp. 'balchen', 9813 nucleotides. NCBI's taxonomy places the organism in Eukaryota, Metazoa, Chordata, Actinopteri, Salmoniformes, Salmonidae. The record is from the annotation of a GenBank genome assembly.